CCAAAUGAUACAAGCACCUAUCAAUAGCCUAUAGAUAUAUAUCCACGAAACGAAGUUAAGAGCUGUAGUUACGAACAUGACAAAAAAAGCAAUGUUAUAUUAUUUGCUUUUGCUGAUUCCAGUAAUUCAUGGGAUCAAAUACUCUCAUCAUAAUCUAUAUGGAGCAGAGAAAAUAGGAUGUUUCUCAAACAUUUGUUGGGAUAAUCAUUCUUACCCAAUCGAGAAAAUUAAUCAGAAAAUGUCUGAAUCCAACCUUGAGAAUACCGUUGGAUAUUUGGAUGGUCUGGAAACUGUUCAAAAGCCCUUGGGCUCUUGCAGUAUGUGCAAUAUGAUACUGAAUAUGCAGGUGAAACCACUCUCAAUAAUAGAGGAAGGAAAAAAGUAUUUCAUUAUACAUUCUAGAAAUUACAAGCAGACUGAAAUCACUUUGAAUGUUUGUAGCAUUGAUCAGUCCAACUCGAACUGUAAAAAUGGCUGGAUUCCACUUGAUCAUGAAAAAGAAUGUAGGCAGAAAUCCACUUCAAUGACUGUUCUUGCAUACGACGAGACGAAAAAUGAAUUUGUAGGAAAAACUUUUUCGUAUCCCAGUGCCUGUGAGUGCAUCGUGAAAAGUAUUUACUGAAUUUUGUUGUAUGACUAUCAGUAAUGAAUAUUCAAUUUAAAAUCAGUCUUCCGAAUUAAAACUUUGUUUUCCCA
Messenger RNA from Leptinotarsa decemlineata (Colorado potato beetle), 696 nucleotides. RefSeq lists its product as uncharacterized. The record is from RefSeq and is a predicted model, not a curated record. NCBI's taxonomy places the organism in Eukaryota, Metazoa, Arthropoda, Insecta, Coleoptera, Chrysomelidae.